UUACAGUGAGUGUGUUGACAAUGAACUGAAGCAGAAGUAUCUAUAACACAAUCCAUCAAGCAUGAAGUGGAUAAUAAUACUUCAGAUUUUUAUAAUAUAUGAACUUGAUGGUGCUGAUAAUAAUGAAACUGUUAUUUUUCAAACUCCUGCAAUACCUACAAUGGACACCAGAGACCAGAUGAAGGAGAAUCAGACUAUUUCAUUGUUAUCAGCUACAAAAACACCUGUCGCAGCAGAUGUGGAAAACCUUAAUACUUCUAAAGAUGUCAAUAAUACAGAAAGCAAUACACAUUUGAAAGUGAAAUCUGUUCAGUUCAAAGAGAACCAAGAUCAACAGUGGAAUUUGCUUGGUGGAAAUAGAUAUCCCAGAAAAGCAUCUGGAAGAGUAAGCAAAUCAAGCUUUGAGACAGCCAGAGGAAAAAACUGGUGUGCAUAUGUCCACACAAGGCUGUCUCCUACGGCGGUGGUAGACAAUGUGGAAUCUUAUGUGUCUGUGUCCACUCAGCCAUGUGACUGGAACGUUGGAGGGUGUCCUGUGAGAUACCAGUUAAUACGUCGCCCAACGUACAGAGUGAAGCACAAAAUAGUUACAUCAUUAGAGUGGAAAUGUUGUCCUGGAUUCAAUGGAGCUAAGUGUGAACUGAAAAAUGAGGAAGAACAGAGACAAGUGGUAGAAACUCCAAAUGAGACUGGUAGUGCACAAAAGACACAACUCUCAAAGAGCAUCAAUCCAGAAUUAGCAGAGAACAAGAAUGAUACGCUAUAUAGCCAAGAAAUACAGCUCCUUCAUUUGAAGAAGAAGAUGGACAACAUUUCUAGUAAUAUAAAUGAAGUAACAUCAAAGCUUCUUUCUUUUGAGGAAAAACUGAAUGCAGAUAAAACUACUGAUAUACAGAAAGACUCACCUGAAUUUAAAUUAACUGAUAUUGAGCAACUAGUAAAAGAGAUGUUUCAGGCUCAGGUUAAAGGUUUUCAAGACAAUAUACAAGAGAUGGCUGCCCAGUUAUUCCGCACAGUGUCAAAUUUAACUGAAGAGCUUCAGAACUCCAAGGGAACUAUUAAUAAAUUAAACCAAACUGUUACUUUUCUAAAAAAUAAGUGCCAGCACAUGGAUGAAGUGAUCAAUGAUAUAAGCAAAGAUAUAAUGCAAGUUAAAAAUGGAGUGCAUAAUACGAAGAAUGAUCUGUUUAGUAAAAUUAACAAUGUAUCUAAAAAUGCAUCAGACAAGAAUAAAAGACUAAAGGAGGAAUUUGAACUUGAAAAACAGAAAAAUGGUCUUUAUUUUGAGAUUUUCAAUUCAACAAUUAUUCAAAUUAAGGAAAUUCAUGGUCAGCUCAUGCUUGGGGAAGACUUUGAUAAAGCUGGGGCUGUUGAGAGAAACAAUAACCUUCAGCAAGACAGUAUUAGGGAGCCUUCUUCUGUUCUGAGUGAGACUGUCAGAAAGCAGGCACUGGCAAUUCUACAACUGCAGGGUCAAACAGCUGAACACAGUAUGAAGAUUGGAAAUCUUUCUUUGACGUCCAGUUCACAGAAAAAUCUCAUUUACACAACUUGUGAAACAAUGCUUUUCCAGUGCAAAAAUAACUUUGAAAAUCAAAUGGACAAGCUGGAGGAUCAUGUAAAUGCUAUGAAUAAAACUUUCUGUGACACAAUCCUGCCAAUGGAUAAAAUGUUCACUGUGAUGGAGGAAAGAAUUAGUCAUGUCUCUUACGAUCUCGAGGAGUUAAAGCCCAUAAUCGAAAAAAAGUCAGCCUCAAAAGAUGAUGCCAAUAGUAAAUGUAACUCAGAAGUGUUUGUCUUAAAAAAAGAAGUUGACAGAGUCUCAUCUGAACUAAAGGUUCUCAGCUUUAACUUUAUGGACUUUGCGAAAAUUCAGAAUGAAUUAAGAAAUAUAAGCAAAGAAAAGGAGGAGCAAUUUGCUAAACGUUUUGAAACAUCUGUUGUGGAAAUUGAAGAUGGUAUUAAUGGUACAAUGACCAUUUUAAACAAUGCCAUUGAUUCAGUCAAGGAUAACUAUUAUAAACUUGAAACUGAAGUUGCGGCAUUAAAUGUACGGAUAAAUAAAACACACUAUGAAAGCAAAAACUACAAUGUCAGCCUAUCAUUUCAGUUUACUGAUCUAUAUAAUCGCAUGAACAGAUUACAGGACAAAGCAGAAAUGACAGAAAAUAUUCUAAUGGCAAUGGGGGUACUUGCAGAUGUAAUGCUCCAAGAUUCAGAAAAUAACAGACUGCCAAACCUCACCGAAAUUUCCUUGCUGACACGUGCUUCAUUAUCUAGAAGUGAAAAUCACCAACAAGCAAUCAGUAGCCUAGAAGAAACAUCCACAAAGUAUUCUCAAGAUUUCAAAAGAUUUAGGUUGCGUCUGCAAAGUGUUGAAUCAAAGUUAAAUUCCAUGCUUGAAAAUGCAGGUUCCUCUCCUAAAUCCAAAAAGCUUAUAAAAACACCUGAUUUGAAAGACAUAUUACUAAAAUUCCAAGAACUAAAUGAGAGUAUUAAUGAACUGUCAGGUAAACUACACAACAAUACACAUGAAAUUUUGUGGAUUCAGGGGGUUGCCUUAAAAGCUCUUAACCAAAGUCAAAAUAUCUCUUUGUUGUGUGACUCUAAUGCCAAUGCUGACCAAUUAAAUAUAACAGCAUUACAUAAAGGGCUUAAGAACCUUCUGCUACCUACCCAAAAGGCUACUAGCAAAUUUAUCUUAGCUAAUAUUUCACUUUAUGUUGAUGAAGUAAUAUCCAGGAUAUAUCAAGAAAUAACAAAACUGCAAAAGCAAGUGAAACAGCUCUCAAAGAAGCAAGAUGCAUUAUUAAAAACCAAUAUGAACAUCACCUCAUCACUGGUCAGUCGAAGUCAGAGGAAUAUAGAAGGUGCUGUUGAAUUAGUGUCUGAAGAAACUGAUAACUGCAUCGGUUUACCAUGUCAAAAUGGUGGUACUUGCAUCAAUCAAAGAAAGAAUUUUGUCUGUGCAUGCCGUCCUCCAUUUAGUGGAGUCAACUGUACUUUGAAAUUAGUGAAUGAAAAUGCAGCAUCCACAGAUUUCUCCAAAGGAUCCUAUCGGUAUGCUCCUAUGGUCACUUUUUUUGCAGCACACACAUAUGAGAUGACAAGUCCUGGAGUAAUCAGAUUCAACCAUCUUUAUGUCAACUAUGGCGCAUCAUAUGCUCCAGGCAGUGGAAAGUUUUUAGUUCCUUACUUGGGUGUGUAUGUUUUCAAAUACACAAUAAAAUCCUGUAGUCCAGAAACCUCUGGGUAUAUGGUGGUUGAUGAGAUUGACAAACUGGCUUUUCAGUCUGAAGAUACCUCUGCAGCUUGCAGGUUAAUUACAGGAGAUGCGGUGCUUGAAUUAAAUUAUGGUCAACAGGUUUGGUUACGCCUGGAGAAAGGAUCCAUCCCUUCAUAUUUCCCUCCUGUUACAACAUUUGGAGGGUAUUUGUUGUACCGUACCUAAUGGUGUUCAGUCUACAUUAAUUUAUCUUGUGGUCUGGUAUAUAAAACUUUGAAACAGAUUAUGUCCUUGGCAAAAUGACUAAUUUUAAACAAUGUUUUUUUUUUCUCUGUACAUAUUUUUACAUUAUAAUUUCAGGCUAUUUUGCUUUUUAUACACAAUGACAAUAUUUUAAGAUAUUUUAAUGUUCAGAUAUCCCAGAUGGUCUUGAGAUAUUUCAAUCUUGAAAGCAGAGAUUGCAAGUCAAUUUAUGAGAAUAAAGUUUGAUAAACAAGAGGAGACUAUGAAAAGUCAAAAUACCAUUUAGAAAUAUCUCAAAAUUGAUUUUAGGAUAUCUUGAAAUUAAUUUUAAGACAUCUUAAAAUGAGUUUCAGAUAUCUCAUAACUCAUUAAUUUUAUCAUAACUGUAUUUUCAGGUAUGAAACUAAAUUUGAGAUAACUCAAUAUUAUGUCCUGUAAAAAGUUUCAAAAGGAUUUCCUAUCAUUCUACGAUAUCUGUAUAUUUCAGAUAGCUGAAACUGGUCUGGAUGACAUUUUAUACUCUCUCAAAAUUAACUCAUGUCUGAUAUACCUAAAAUACUUUCAUAUAUCUGAAAUUAAUUUCCUGAUAUCAUAAAAUGGGUUCCAGCUCCAUUUGUGAUGUAUUAAAGAAAAUUUUGUAAUAUCUCAAAUUUUAUUUCAAGAUAUAUGAAAUACAUUUUCAGAUAUCUUGUAAAAGACAAAAAGGUAUUUUUAAAAUAUCUAUCCUUUUUAUUUAGAUGUCUGAAACAUUAUCAAAGAUAACUCAAAUGCAUUGCUAGUUCCUGUGUAUUUUCUCAUAUAUAAAAUGCAUUUCAAGAUAUUUUAAAAGAGACAGAAAGUCCUAAUAGAAUAGAAAUUUGUAUAAGAUGUGACUUUGAGAAAACAAUUUAUGUCAGAUAUACAAAAAUGCACACAAGGUCUACUACAGAUAUCUCUAAAAGUGUCUAUGAUGUAUUUUAAAGCAUUUUACAUAACUCAAAAUGUGUUGCAGAUAUCUUAAAAUAUAAAGAAUUUUAUUGUGAGUAUAUUUCCAGAUAUCUAAGAAGUUGAACUGCACAUUAAGAUAUUUAAAGAUAACUUGGAGAUAUCCCUAGUUGUUAAUAACGCUUCUCAAGGGAGACCAAUCGGUCUAUCAGCUUAGGCUAAUUCACCAAUAGCUGAGAUCUGCCAGAUGCUUUUUAAAAGUUGUUAGGUUUCCCACUUCAACUGUGUGACUCAGCAGUUUAUUCCGGAGUCUCACCACCUUUUGUGUGAAGUGCUUUAUGAUAUAACGGCAUUUAAUUGCUUUCCAACAAUUUUUACUAUAUAACCUACUAUUUUAUUAGACUUUUUAAUUGCUUCUCCAUGUUCCUUAGAAGAUCAGCGUGUUGUGAAAACAUGGAUACCUAAAUUCUUUUCAGAGUCUGCUUCCUGUAGAUUUGCAGUACCUAUUUUGUAAUAGUAAUAUAUUUUCCCUUUGCCCAUGUAUGACACUUUGCAUUACUCUGCAUUUAACUGUAUUUUCCAAGUGUUUGCCCAGUUUUGAAGGUGGUCUUGUUCUUUUUUAGUUUACUCUGUCAUCAGUACUAUAUUACCUACCACUCCAAUUUUGGUGUAAUUUCAAAAUUUUACAGGAUGACUUGUUUUAUUAGAAUUUGUAUUACUAAUAUAAAGAAUUAUAAAAAGUUAAUGAUCCUAGAAUACACUCCACUGAUGAUUUACUCCAUGAAGAGCAUUUCUCUGUUGCCUAUACUUUUGUAAAUUACCUCUGAUGCCAGUAUCUUCUAGAUUUAAAAUUAAUCUUGCAUGUAAAAACAUAUCAAAGCUGUUUUUGACUGUCUAAGUAAAUUAUGUCGUAUGUUUUAUUUUAUUCUAGCUACCUGACAAAUUAGUCUGGCUGAAUUUAUUCUCUCAUUUAACCAUGAUGCUUGUUAUAUAGUAUAUUCUUUCCAUCCAAGUAGUGCUAUGAUUUAUUUCUGAUUAUAGUUUUCUUAAUAAGAUUUGUUAAUGGUGUGUAAUUAAUGGGAUCAAGAGUGUCUUUCUUGGGGUGGGUUGAAAUCAAAUUGGCAACUUUCCAGUUAUCAGCCACUUCUGUAAUUCCUUAGUGAAAGAAAAUGAUUUUAACUUUGUUAUAGCUUUUUAACCUAGAAAGUCCAUAAAUAAUUUUAAAAAUAAAGAGAAAACUAUUAAAUGAUAAAAUAAUGUGUAAGAAUGCAAGAUUUAGGACUGAUUUUUAAACUCCUUUACAUUUGUACCAAAUGUAUUUGUCUAACUUUUCAUAUGUUUUUGAAAAGGAUAUUUGUUUUUACUUGUUCACCCUAAGAAGAGUGAUUUAAUGUGUGCACAUUACACCAGUCAAAAAUCCUAAACUUAAUGUGGAUGAGCAUUACUAUGUCCUAAUAAAUCAGUGAUAGUAAUAAACUUUUACUGUAAUCUCAGUGGGCAAUUAUGCCAUUCUAACUGGACUGAUCGGCAGUCAUAAUUUCUGUUUAAAAGAUUGUUAACUGGUUGCCUUUAUUUGUAUCUUAUAUUU
Messenger RNA from Erpetoichthys calabaricus (reedfish), 5981 nucleotides. Its product is annotated as multimerin-1-like. Lineage: Eukaryota; Metazoa; Chordata; Cladistia; Polypteriformes; Polypteridae. The record is from RefSeq and is a predicted model, not a curated record. Gene Ontology annotation, molecular function: extracellular matrix constituent conferring elasticity; protein binding; calcium ion binding. The transcript has 8 exons. Bases 62 to 3451 code for a protein of 1129 amino acids.